Striga hermonthica is the source of this 201-nucleotide messenger RNA. Lineage: Eukaryota; Viridiplantae; Streptophyta; Magnoliopsida; Lamiales; Orobanchaceae. The record is from the annotation of a GenBank genome assembly.
GUAAUGCAGGUUUCAAUCAUUGUCUAAGGAAGCUCAGCAGUUCCACUGAAGCCAAGAAAUUUGAUUUUACGGACCUCACGUGCCCACACGCAUGGUAUCCUACUGCUCGACGGAAGAAAAGGAAUGUAAUAUUACAUGUGGGUCCCACUAAUAGUGGUAAAACGUAUCAUGCCCUGAAACGAUUAGAGUCAAGUUCUUCGG